Messenger RNA from Chionomys nivalis (European snow vole), 2565 nucleotides. It is a transcript of the gene Nr4a1, whose product is annotated as nuclear receptor subfamily 4 group A member 1. Bases 227 to 2029 code for a protein of 600 amino acids. Gene Ontology annotation, molecular function: zinc ion binding; RNA polymerase II cis-regulatory region sequence-specific DNA binding; nuclear glucocorticoid receptor binding. NCBI's taxonomy places the organism in Eukaryota, Metazoa, Chordata, Mammalia, Rodentia, Cricetidae. Gene Ontology annotation, cellular component: transcription regulator complex; nucleus. The transcript is spliced from 8 exons. The record is from RefSeq and is a predicted model, not a curated record. Gene Ontology annotation, biological process: cellular response to corticotropin-releasing hormone stimulus; regulation of transcription by RNA polymerase II.
GGGAGCGGGAGGCGUCGGCGGCCUGGCAUGGGCGACCCUGCGGGCCCGAGCGGGGCGCGAGCCCGGAAGGCGCGGGCGGAGAUGCGAGCGCAGCCCGUGGGGCCAGGCCACCAUGGACAGAGGCCAGUCCCUGCCCCUCCCUGGUGACUUGGCUGCAUCCCUGCGGCCUGGAAGGCUGAGGGGAUGGUGAGUGUUGGCAGAGUCCUGUUGGCCCAUCCAGAAUGAGAUGCCCUGUAUCCAAGCCCAGUAUGGAACACCAGCAACAAGCCCAGGACCGCGUGACUACCUGACGAGUGACCCCCUGGCCCUUGAGUUCAGCAAGCCUACCAUGGACCUGGCCAGCCCUGAGGCAGCGCCCACUGCACCCACCACCCUUCCCAGCUUCAGCACCUUCAUGGACGGCUACGCCGGAGAGUUUGACACCUUCCUGUACCAGCUGCCGGGAACAACACAGCCAUGCUCCUCAGCUUCUUCGUCAGCUUCCUCCACGUCUUCUUCCUCAUCCUCAGCCACCUCUCCCGCCUCUGCUUCCUUCAAGUUUGAGGACUUCCAGGUGUAUGGCUGUUAUCCCGGCACCCUGAGUGGCCCAUUAGAUGAGACCCUGUCCUCCAGCGGCUCUGAUUACUAUGGCAGUCCCUGCUCAGCCCCGUCGCCAUCUACACCCAGCUUCCAGCCACCCCAGCUCUCUCCCUGGGAUGGAUCAUUUGGCCACUUCUCCCCCAGCCAGACUUAUGAAGGCCUUCGGGCAUGGACAGAGCAGUUGCCCAAGGCUUCUGGGCCUCCACCACCUCCAACCUUCUUCUCCUUCAGUCCCCCAACGGGUCCCAGCCCGAGCCUGGCCCAGAGUUCUCUCAAGCUGUUCUCACCACCAUCCACCCACCAGCUUGGGAAGGGAGAGAGCUAUUCCAUGCCAGCGGCUUUCCCUGGCUUGUCACCCACCUCUCCGAACCUUGACACUUCCGGGAUUCUGGAUGCACCUGUGACUUCCACCAAGGCCCGGAGUGGGGCUUCAGGUGGCAGUGAAGGCCGCUGUGCCGUUUGUGGGGACAACGCUUCCUGCCAGCAUUACGGGGUUCGCACCUGUGAGGGCUGCAAGGGUUUCUUCAAGCGUACAGUGCAGAAAAGUGCCAAGUACAUCUGCCUGGCAAACAAGGACUGCCCUGUGGACAAGAGGCGGCGGAACCGCUGCCAGUUCUGUCGCUUCCAGAAGUGCCUGGCUGUGGGCAUGGUGAAGGAAGUUGUCCGGACAGACAGCCUAAAGGGGCGGCGUGGCCGGCUGCCUUCCAAACCCAAGCAACCCCCAGACACCUCUCCUACCAAUCUCCUUACUUCUCUCAUCCGGGCGCAUUUGGACUCUGGGCCUAGUACUGCCAAGUUGGAUUAUUCCAAGUUCCAGGAGCUGGUGCUACCCCGCUUCGGAAAUGAAGAUGCAGGCGAUGUGCAGCAGUUUUAUGACUUGCUCACGGGCUCCCUGGAAGUUAUCCGCAAGUGGGCAGAGAAGAUCCCUGGCUUUGCCGAGCUUUCCUCCGGAGACCAAGACCUGCUGCUGGAGUCGGCCUUCCUGGAACUCUUCAUUCUCCGCCUGGCCUACCGAUCUAAGCCUGAUGAAGGGAAGCUCAUCUUUUGCUCAGGCCUGGUGCUACACCGGCUACAGUGUGCCCGAGGCUUUGGCGACUGGAUUGACAGCAUCCUGGCCUUCUCGCGGUCCCUGCAAAGCUUGGCUGUUGAUGUCCCUGCCUUUGCCUGCCUGUCUGCUCUGGUCCUUAUCACUGACCGACACGGGCUCCAGGAUCCUCGGCGCGUGGAGGAGCUGCAGAAUCGCAUUGCCAGCUGCCUGAAGGAGCACAUGGCUGCUGUGAUGGGAGAGCCUCAGCCAGCCAGCUGCCUGUCACGUCUGCUGGGCAAGUUGCCUGAGCUUCGGACCCUGUGCACCCAAGGCCUGCAGCGCAUCUUCUACCUCAAGCUGGAGGACUUGGUGCCCCCUCCACCUAUUGUGGACAAGAUCUUUAUGGACACAUUGUCUUUCUGAUCCCUACCCCGAACACGUGUGCACACAUGUGUGCGCUCUCAUGUCACCCAUGUGCCUUUAAGCCCACGGAUCCCCAGAACACCCCGCUCCCAGCCUGGUUUUGAGCUAAGACUGACUCGCUUCCUCACUCCAGAAGAUGUACAGGACGCUCAAGACCUGGGGGAGAGUGUGUGUUCAUGGGGGUGACCCCACUAUUUGUCUUAUCCCUGUAGCUCAGUCCUGGCCUUCGUGGUUUUUUUUGUAAGAUAAAAACAUUUUUAACACAUACCACUCUGCUGUAAAUGAGCUGAAGUUGCUGUAAAUACAUAAAGGAAGAGGUGAGGUGGGGGUUGGGAGGAAGGGAUGGGGCCCUCACCAGCCUGGUCAAGCCUUUCAGCCUCCACCUUGAGAUCUCUUCCACUUUCCUUCCACAUGUACAUAGCUGUCACUCAAGGUGAAUGGCAGAUUCUGAUUUAUAUUUGUGUAUUUUUCCUGGAUUUAUAGGAUGUGACUUUUCUGAUUAAUAUAUUUAAUAUAUUGAAUAAAAAAUAGACAUG